Molecule: messenger RNA, 252 nt
Organism: Colletotrichum abscissum
Lineage: Eukaryota; Fungi; Ascomycota; Sordariomycetes; Glomerellales; Glomerellaceae
Exons: 1
Source: RefSeq, a predicted model, not a curated record
AUCCUUACUGUACCUCACUGGUCUAGGUUCCCGUCCCGCCCCCUCCCCGCCUUGGACGUCUCCUUCCUACGCAACGGGUUUCGCUUUCCCGGACUGCCAUGUUUCCCUUGUGUCCGUCUUCCUUCCGGAAACGACCACUUGAACCGACCAGUAAGAGUCAUGGCCGCCGGAGCCAAAGCCGGAGCGGGAGGCCAUAAUCAGAUUGCAAGCUGCCGAUCCGAUAGAGCUUGUGAUAUGCACCUACCUAAUUAA